CUCCUCCUCCUCUCCAUCUUCCCCUCCCCUCCAUUGUCAGGCACCUGCUCCGAGGACUGCGAAGGAUGCUCCAUCCUUCCUCGCCAGGCCUCUCCCUGUGCCAAUAAGGAGGGAGGGAGCAGGGGGAGCGAUGCCAUUGGCGUGCCCCCGGCGGCCCCCCGGGAGGAAGCCGCCACCAUGACUCGGCGUCCGGCCCGCAUCGUUGCCUGCUCCAUGCUCAACUGCUUUGGUGAGGAGGGCCCUCCCAGUCUGGAAUAUAUCCAGGCCAAGGACCUGUUCCCCCACAAAGAGCUCAUCAAGGAAGAAGAAUCGUUACAGGUCCCAUUCGCAGUGCUGCAAGGCGAAGGCGUGGAAUACCUGGGCCAUGCCAGCGACGCUGUCAUCGCCAUCUCCAACUACCGGCUCCAUAUCAAGUUCAAGGACUCUGUCGUCAAUGUGCCUUUGAGGAUGAUGGAAAGUGUGGAGAGCCGAGACAUGUUCCAGCUUCACAUUGUCUGCAAGGAUUCCAAAGUCGUCAGGUGCCAUUUCUCCACUUUCAAGCAAUGCCAGGAGUGGCUGAAGCGACUCAGCCGAGCCAUCGCCCGCCCCACCAAGCCGGAAGACCUCUUUGCGUUCGCUUACCACGCCUGGUGUUUGGGGGUCUGUGCGGAUGAAGAGGACCAGCAUGCCCACCUAUGCCGACCGGGAGACCAUGUCAAGUACCGCUUCGAGAUGGAGCUGGCCCGGAUGGGCUUCGACCUGCAGAACGUCUGGCGGGUCUCUGACAUCAACAACAACUACAAGUUGUGCACUAGUUACCCGCAAAAGCUCCUCGUUCCCGUCUGGAUCACGGACAAAGAGCUGGAGAACGUGGCUUCCUUCCGCUCUUGGAAGCGGAUCCCAGCGGUGGUGUAUAGACACUUGCGCAACGGAGCAGUGAUUGCCCGCUGCAGCCAGCCCGAGAUCAGCUGGUGGGGGUGGCGCAACGCCGACGACGAGUACCUCGUGACCUCCAUUGCCAAAGCCUGUGCCUUGAACCCAGGACAGCGCCUGGCCGGGGGGACCCCGUAUUCAGGGCCCAGCGAGGGCAACGAGGCCUGCGAUGCAGGGUUCGAUUCGUCGUUGACGGCCUGCUCGAGCGUGGAGAGCUCGGCAACCCCGCAGAAGCUUCUGAUUCUGGAUGCUCGGUCAUACACGGCUGCCGUCGCCAACCGAGCCAAGGGAGGAGGCUGCGAGUGCGAGGAGUAUUACCCCAACUGCGAGGUGGUCUUCAUGGGCAUGGCCAACAUCCAUUCCAUCCGGAAUAGCUUCCAGUACCUGCGGGCCGUCUGCAGCCAGAUGCCAGACCCCAGCAACUGGCUCUCAGCCCUGGAGAGCACCAAGUGGCUCCAGCACCUCUCCGUCAUGCUGAAGGCGGCCGUCUUGGUCGCCAACGCCGUGGACCGGGAGGGACGCCCCGUCUUGGUGCACUGCUCCGACGGCUGGGACCGCACCCCGCAGAUUGUCGCCCUGGCCAAGAUCCUUCUGGACCCCUACUACAGGACGAUGGAGGGUUUCCAAGUGUUGGUGGAAUCGGACUGGCUGGAUUUCGGCCACAAGUUUGCGGACCGCUGCGGCCACCAGGAGAAAGCGGAGGACCAGAACGAGCAAUGCCCCGUGUUCCUCCAGUGGCUGGACUCCAUCCACCAGCUCCUCAAACAGUUCCCCUGCCUUUUUGAGUUCAACGAAGCUUUCUUGGUGAAGCUGGUGCAGCACACCUACUCCUGCCUUUACGGGACCUUCCUCGGGAACAGCCCCUGCGAGCGCGAGAUGCACAACAUCGCCAAGCGGACCUGCUCUGUGUGGUCCCUGCUCCGAGCCGGCAACAAGAACUUCCACAACCUUCUCUACAUCUCUGGCACGGACCAGGUGCUGCACCCGGUCUGCCACGUCCGAGCCCUGCACCUUUGGACCGCCGUCUAUCUCCCGGCGUCGUCCCCUUGCCCUCUGGGAGAGGAGCGCAUGGACCUCUACUUGCCUUCGGGGUCCCAGAGCCAGGAGUUCAGCAGCAGGUCACUCGACAGGUUACCAAAGACCCGAUCCAUGGACGACCUCCUCUCAGCCUGUGACCCCGGCAGCCUUCUGACCCGCACCUCGAGUGACCCCAACCUCAACAACCACUGUCAGGAGGUCAGGGUGGGCCUGGAGCCCCGGCACCCCAAUGCUGAGGAAGUCGCCAUAGUGGACAAAGAGAGCUUGGCCGAGGAGCCGCCUCAGGCAGCAGAGCAGCAGCACGAACCCCCUGCCCUCCAUCUUGGCGGCAUUUCGGACCCUUGUCAACUGCAGGACUGCGGGACAAUCACCCAACCAUCAAGCAGCUCAUCUUCGGAGGCAGGCGAAAGAGUAGGCGAGAUGGAUCCCGUUGCAGCACCGGUUCCUUUGGGGCAGAAGAAUAGUGGCCUGAAUUCGACCAGAACGGAAGAGCUGUUGGAAAAGCUUUCUGGUCUGGAACCCAAGGGCUCUUGGGAACCCUUCGUUCUCCCCCCGGCGGAGCCCUCCCUCCGGCCGUCCCCGCGAGCGCCUGGUUUUGGGAACCCGCCGGCCCUGAGCGUCCGGAGGCAGGAAGCCCCGUCCUGUCGCAAGGAAGAGGAGGAGGAGGAGGAGGAAGAGGGCAAGCGGGGCCACCACCCGGCGGGGAAGGCCCCGCCCGAAUGGUGGCGCAAAGCGGUCUCCCAGAGCCAGAUGAGUGACUUCUCCCUCCUAGGUGCCAACUGGGACAGUUUCCAAGGGAUGGGGGCCUCUCUCCCAGGCGGGGACGGGGCCCCGAGGCGGCUCCUCUCCUACGGCUGCUGCAGCAAGCGCCGCCACCUCUGGGCCUCGGGACUCGGCCUCAGCGGGCAGUGGCCUUCCAAGGAUGGAGCCAGGCUCCCUUCUGGCCCUCACUGCCCAGGGAAGACUGCCCGGCCGUGGCUGCCCUGCCACUUGAAGCAGGCCCUGGGCCCUAAGCCCUCGGCCCCCAGCAGCCCCUCGCCAGCGCCGCCCGCUUUCUACCUGGACGACGACGGGCUGCCCUUCCCCACGGACGUGGUCCAGCACCGGCUGCGGCAGAUCGAGGCCACCUACAAGCAGGAAGUGGAGCAGCUGCGCAGGCAGGUCCGGGAGCUCCAACUCCGGCUGGACAUCCGCCAUUGCUACGCUCCCCCUGCCGAGCCCCAGAUGGACUACGAGGACGACUUUACUUGCCUGAAGGAGUCGGACGGGAGCGAAAACGAGGACUUCUAUUCCGACCACAGCGAGGACUGUCUGUCUGAAACGAGCUGGGAGCCAGUUGACAAAAGAGAAACAGAGGUCACACGUUGGGUUCCAGACCACAUGGCCUCGCACUGCUUUAACUGCGACUGUGAGUUCUGGCUAGCCAAACGCAGGCAUCAUUGCAGGAACUGUGGGAACGUCUUCUGUGCCGGCUGCUGCCACCUCAAGCUGCCCAUUCCAGACCAGCAGCUCUACGACCCGGUCCUGGUCUGCAACUCCUGCUACGACCACAUCCAGGUCUCCCGCGCUCGGGAGCUGAUGAGCCAGCACUUGAAGAAGCCCAUCGCCACGGCAUCCAGUUGAAGGCCGAACGAAGGCCGAGCGAGCCCAGCCGGGCCUUUCCCCUCACUUUUGGCAGACUGGAAGAAGGAGGAAGAGGAGGAGCGGAAGGCUGCUCCUGUGGCAGCCGAGGAGGUCGGUUAGCGCAGCACUUGGUCACCAAGCCGCGCAGGCACGUGUCGGCCGUUUCUCUCCCAACCACCCCCCCGACCCUGACUCGAUGCCCCGUUCGUUGUGUAUUGGAAACUGGAUUAAAAAAAAACAUGUGAUACGGCCCGCGCUGUGGUACUGUUGGUGGUGGUCCGAAGGCCUGAGGGGCUCCAUUCGAGACUGGUUGUGUUUUUCCUUCGGAGGGUUGAUCUAAGUUCAUCUUUCGAUGCUGUAUCUUUUUUGGUGGAGGGAAGGCUUGGUCUUACUCAGCGGUGUCCAUACUCCAAACUUUGUAUAAAGGGAUGUCAGUAGGAGGAGACUUUCUGAAGGGGUUCCGUUUCCAGCUCAGAAGUCAGCCAAGUUGCAUUUCAACUCACCUUUCCUUCUCCAUAUUGCAAAGGCGAGAAGGUUGAAUUGCGCAUGGACAAGAGUGCGAGGGAUUGAUUGAUUGGCGCAUUUCAGUCGUUUCGAGACUGCCAGCAAAUAAGAUCUUCGCAAAAUCCCUGACUGGGAAUAGACUGUUGAAAGCAGCGUUUGGUUUGGACUUGCUCCCUGUCUCGUCUGCUGUGGCUAUAUCAAGCAGUGGUUUCCCCCCUUGGUUAUCUUCCGGGGGGAGAUGCCCCGAUCCCCUUUCUUGCCGCACUUGUCUCUCCCUUCUUUUGGGUUGCAUUUCUAUUCCCGAGGGCAGGCUUUUGUGGGAUUUCUAGACCUCCCGGAAUGUGCUUUUCCGUGCGCUUCUCGAGGGUUUCCAGUCCAAACUGCUGCUAAUGUUAUUUCUUUCUGCACUUAGUAAAUGAAAGGAAGGGAGGGGGUGCCAGUUUUUUUGAGAGCGAAGGGACGCUGGUAAAGCAGAAGAUGCAAAGGACAACACAGACCAUAAUCCACCAACAUCCAGAACGCGUUCCAGUCCAUUCCAACAUCAGUCGGUAAGCUGACUUGGCGAAAUGCCUUCUGGUUCAUGUGAUGAGUAUGGCCUUCAAAUGUGACCGGGCCGCACUUCCCAUCAUCCCUUGCCAUGUUGUUGCUUGGUGAUGGCUGAUGGGAGUUGUAGUCCUGUAUCUGGAAGACUGCAUAUCUGCCCCCAACAUACAUCAAGACUUUUCUUGCUCUUCUUGGAAUGCAGUUGACAUUUCCGCUUCUCUCCGUGAUUUUGUCCUCGACAGAAAGGAAAAAAAAACCCGAAAGAAUCGGCCAUAUACUCCGAACUUUGUAUAAAUAAAGGGAUGUAAGUAAGGAGGAGAGUUUCGACUCCGUUCCAUUUUCCAGCUCAUUUUGCACAGAUGUGAAAAACGCAAGGGAGGAAUUGUAGAGCAGGCAGGGCCCCUCGAAGUUGGCCGCGGGGAGAUCCAAGCUGCUUUUUGGCGCUCGUGAAUCCGUGUCUCUUGUCUUUCAAGCGAAACAAAACGGGGAGGGGGGAUAAAAAGAAAUGACGACGACCCGACGACUCCAAAACGAGAUCAGUAGCUUUGUGACAAAACAAUGUGCUGUAAGAAAUUCAAUACAGUGGAAUAAAAUCUCUAUAUUAGU
Anolis carolinensis (green anole) is the source of this 5226-nucleotide messenger RNA. It is a transcript of the gene mtmr4, whose product is annotated as myotubularin related protein 4. Gene Ontology annotation, cellular component: cytoplasm; membrane. Lineage: Eukaryota; Metazoa; Chordata; Lepidosauria; Squamata; Anolidae. The record is from RefSeq and is a predicted model, not a curated record. The transcript has 18 exons. Bases 178 to 3573 code for a protein of 1131 amino acids. Gene Ontology annotation, biological process: phosphatidylinositol dephosphorylation; regulation of autophagy. Gene Ontology annotation, molecular function: metal ion binding; protein phosphatase binding; phosphatidylinositol-3,5-bisphosphate 3-phosphatase activity.